AUGGCUGAUGAUACUAUGGCUCCUCCUCACAGAAGGGAACCUGUCAAGUCUUCAGUUGCGAAUGUUGCGGGACAGCGAAGGCGGCAGCAAGCAAUUACAAUAGGAAAGGAAAGAAGAGAAUCGCUGGUGCGUGCGAAGCGCUUGUGCAGAGUGGGGACUAGUGGUGAUCCUGAUGUUCCCUCCUACUGUGAAAUGAUGAUUGAUGAAGAGCAAUCGAUCUUGGAGGCUCAAACUUCUUCAGCAGUGGAAGAGUUGAAGUCUGCAGUUGCAUAUCAGGGGAAAGGUGCAUUGCAAAAGAAGGUGAGUGCCCUUCGUGAGCUCAGACGCUUACUGUCAAGAUCAGAAUUCCCUCCUGUUGAAGCUGCUCUUAUAGCUGGAGCAAUACCUUUACUAGUGCAAUGUCUUUCAUUUGGCUCUCCAGAUGAACAGUUGCUUGAGGCAGCUUGGUGCCUUACAAACGUAGCGGCAGGGAAACCUGAGGAAACGAAAGCUUUGUUGCCUGCUUUGCCGUUGCUUGUUGCUCAUCUUGGAGAAAAGAGUUCAUUGCCGGUUGCUGAGCAGUGUGCGUGGGCAUUGGGAAACGUUGCUGGUGAAGGAGAAGAGCUGAGAAAUAUUUUGCUAUCUCAAGGUGCCUUACCACUUCUUGCCCGAAUGAUGCUUCCAGACAAGGGUUCAACUGUGAGAACAGCUGCUUGGGCACUCUCAAACCUAAUCAAGGGACCCAAUCCAAAGGCUGCAGCGGAGCUCAUUAGAGUUGAUGGGGUAUUGGAUGCAAUUAUUCGGCAUUUGAGAAAAGCAGAUGAUGAAUUAGCAACUGAAGUAGCAUGGGUGGUUGUGUAUCUAUCAGCCCUUUCAAAUCUUGCUACCAGUAUGCUAGUGAAGAGUGAUGUCCUUCAACUGCUUGUGGAAAGAUUGGCAACAUCCAAUAGUUUGCAGUUGCUUAUUCCGGUGCUAAGAAGUUUGGGCAAUCUUAUAGCUGGUGAUUCACAGACAACCCAUGCUGUCAUUGUUCCUGGGCAUGAAGUCACAGGAAACAUCAUAGAAGUCCUGGUGAAAUGUUUGAACAGUGAGCACCGGGUCCUGAAGAAGGAAGCAGCUUGGGUGCUAUCUAAUAUUGCGGCUGGUUCUAUAGAACACAAGCGGUUGAUAUAUUCAAGUGCGGCGGUGCCAUUGCUAUUACGCCUUCUUUCCACAGCACCAUUUGAUAUAAGAAAGGAAGUAGCAUAUGUACUAGGAAACCUCUGUGUUUCUCCUAUUUCACCUACAGAAGGUGAUGGAAAACCAAACCUGAUUCUGGAGCACCUGGUUUCACUUGUUGGUAGAGGAUGCCUUCCUGGUUUCAUUGAUUUGGUUAACUCUGCUGAUACUGAAGCUGCCAGACUAGGACUGCAAUUCACCGAACUGGUUUUGAGAGGGAUGCCACAUGGUGAGGGCCCAAAGCUUGUUGAGAAAGAGAAUGGGAUUGAAGCAAUGGAAAGGUUUCAGUUCCACGAAAACGAAGACUUGAGAAAUAUGGCAAAUAGUCUGGUGGAUAAGUACUUUGGGGAGGACUAUGGGCUUGAUGAAUAG
Molecule: messenger RNA, 1569 nt
Organism: Prunus armeniaca (apricot)
Lineage: Eukaryota; Viridiplantae; Streptophyta; Magnoliopsida; Rosales; Rosaceae
Source: the annotation of a GenBank genome assembly